GUUCUUUUCUUGAUCAACAAGUCGGAAAUUCUCUCCAUCGACUUUUAUUUUUGAAGCGAUUGGAUCAAUCAGGAAUAGCGCAGGGAUCCAUCGACUACGAUUAUCCGAUGACGAGUGAGGGCGAAGAUGCCGUUCGUCGCCGCGGUGCUGUUACCGAGUACCGGAAAAAGAUGCUUCAACAUAAAGAGCUUGAUUCUCGAGUUCGAGGAGUGAGAGAGACUUUGCGGAGUACAAAGAAAGAUUAUGCCAAAACAGAAGAUGAUUUGAAGUCUCUUCAAAGUGUUGGACAGAUCAUAGGCGAGGUUCUCAGGCCUCUGGACAACGAGCGAUUGAUAGUUAAAGCCAGUAGUGGUCCAAGGUAUGUAGUUGGGUGCCGAAGUAAAGUAGACAAGGAAAAACUAACCGCUGGGACUAGAGUGGUUCUUGAUAUGACAACGCUUACCAUUAUGCGAGCACUGCCACGUGAGGUUGAUCCAGUCGUUUAUAACAUGCUUCAUGAAGAUCCCGGGAAUGUUAGCUAUUCUGCAGUUGGAGGGCUAUCAGAUCAGAUUCGGGAACUUAGGGAAUCAAUAGAAUUGCCUCUGAUGAAUCCCGAGCUUUUCCUAAGGGUGGGCAUUAAACCUCCCAAGGGUGUUCUUCUCUAUGGACCUCCUGGUACUGGCAAGACAUUACUUGCUAGAGCAAUUGCUAGCAACAUAGAUGCUAAUUUCUUGAAGGUUGUGUCAAGUGCCAUUAUUGAUAAGUACAUAGGAGAGAGUGCAAGAUUGAUCAGGGAAAUGUUUAGUUACGCACGUGAUCACCAGCCCUGCAUCAUAUUCAUGGACGAGAUUGAUGCCAUUGGUGGACGCCGAUUUAGUGAGGGAACUAGUGCUGACCGUGAAAUUCAAAGAACGCUCAUGGAGUUGCUCAAUCAGCUCGAUGGAUUUGAUCAGCUUGGAAAGGUAAAAAUGAUUAUGGCGACAAAUAGACCGGAUGUUCUGGAUCCAGCUCUUCUUCGUCCAGGCCGAUUAGACAGGAAAAUAGAGAUCCCACUGCCAAACGAGCAAUCAAGAAUGGAAAUCCUUAAGAUUCAUGCUGCUGGGAUUGCUAAGCAUGGUGAAAUUGAUUAUGAGGCAGUUGUUAAACUUGCUGAGGGGUUUAAUGGAGCCGAUCUUCGUAAUGUAUGCACCGAAGCUGGUAUGUCUGCAAUCCGUGCAGAACGUGAUUAUGUUAUCCAUGAAGAUUUCAUGAAGGCUGUUCGUAAACUGAACGAGGCUAAGAAGCUCGAAUCAAGUGCUCAUUACAAUGCUGAUUUUGGGAAAGAGUAAGAAGGUAUCUUAUUAUCAAUGUACACUAUAAGGAGACUAUUGUUUACUUGUCCUGUAAAAGAUUCAGUUGCCCCCUUUUCAAUUUAUUCAAUCGUCUGAUCAUGCAUUGAUGUUUAUACCCGCUUUUAUCAGUUAUAUUACGGUCUUUC
Messenger RNA from Cynara cardunculus var. scolymus (artichoke), 1456 nucleotides. RefSeq names its product 26S proteasome regulatory subunit S10B homolog B. Lineage: Eukaryota; Viridiplantae; Streptophyta; Magnoliopsida; Asterales; Asteraceae. The record is from RefSeq and is a predicted model, not a curated record. The transcript has 10 exons. Gene Ontology annotation, molecular function: proteasome-activating activity; ATP binding; ATP hydrolysis activity. Gene Ontology annotation, biological process: positive regulation of RNA polymerase II transcription preinitiation complex assembly. Gene Ontology annotation, cellular component: cytosolic proteasome complex; proteasome regulatory particle, base subcomplex. The coding region runs from base 108 to 1307 and encodes 399 amino acids.